This is a messenger RNA of Arachis ipaensis, 2238 nucleotides long. The record is from RefSeq and is a predicted model, not a curated record. NCBI's taxonomy places the organism in Eukaryota, Viridiplantae, Streptophyta, Magnoliopsida, Fabales, Fabaceae.
UGUAACAUCACUUUCUUCAAAUAGAGGAAAUGAAAUAAUUAAAAUUGAACAAAUUGUGAUUUCCAAUUAUAAGAAUCAUCCAACACUUUUUAUUUUCUUUCGAUAUUGGUAUCAAUCUCCUUAACAAAAUGAAGCUAAAGAAAAGUUUUCUUUUGUUCUUUUUGUUAUUGGAGUGUUCUUGUUUCAUCAAUUUAGAAUCAAAGUGUUUAAAGGGUUGUGAUUUAGCUAUAGCUUCAUACUUUGUAUACCCUAAAGUUAUGCUUGGUAGCAUUGCAUCCUUUAUGCAUUCAAAUGUUGUGCCAAACUCUAAUGUUAUCAUUAGCUACAAUAAGGACAAAAUGCCCAAUAAUCUACCAGUAUCCUUCACCAGAAUCAAUAUUCCAUUCCCUUGUGAUUGCAUCAAUGGUGAGUUCUUGGGGCAUGUGUUUGAAUACUCAGCUAUUGAAGGUGACACCUAUGAUCUCAUUGCAAACAUGAGAUAUUCUGAUCUUACCACAGUUGAGAUUUUGCAAAGGUUCAACAACUAUGAUCCUAAUCAUGUACCUGUUAAUGCUAAGGUUAAUGUCACAGUCAAUUGUUCUUGUGGGAACAGCAAUGUUUCAAAGGAUUAUGGUUUGUUUGUUACAUUCCCUCUUAGUGAAGGUAAUACUUUGCUGCAAAUUGCAAAUCAGACUAAACUUGAUCCUAAGUUGCUUCAGGGUUAUAAUCCAGGUGUGAACUUCAACCAAACUAGAGGGAUAGUUUUCAUUCCAGGAAGAGAUCAAAAUGGAGUCUAUGUUCCCUUGUAUCCUAGAACAGGUCUAGCUAAGGGUGUUGCUGUUGGAAUAUCUAUAGCUGGAACAAGUGGGGUUCUGCUAUUAUUAAUUUGUGCUUGUGUUAGAUAUUUCCAGAAGAAGGAAGAAGAAAAAAUUAAAUUGCCAACAGAAGAUUUUAUAUCAAGUUCAACCCAAGUUGCAUCUAGCAGUGGUGAAUAUGAAACUUCAGGAUCCACAGCUGCUAGUGCUUCUGGCCUUCCGGCGAUUAUGGCGGCAAAAUCAAUGGAAUUCUCUUAUCAAGAACUAGCCAAGGCUACAAAUAACUUCAGCUCUGAUAACAAAAUUGGUCAGGGUGGAUUCGGAGCUGUCUAUUUUGCAGAAUUGAGAGGCCAAAAAGCAGCAAUUAAGAAGAUGGAUGUUCAAGCAUCAACAGAGUUUCUUUCAGAGUUGAAGGUCUUAACACAUGUUCAUCACUUGAAUCUGGUGCGUUUGAUUGGAUAUUGCGUCGAGGGAUCUCUUUUCCUUGUGUAUGAAUACAUUGAAAAUGGAAACUUAGGCCAAUAUUUGCAUGGUACAGAGAGAGAACCUUUGGCAUGGUCAACAAGGGUGCAAAUUGCUCUGGAUUCAGCAAGAGGACUUGAAUAUAUACAUGAACACACUGUUCCUGUUUAUAUCCACCGUGAUGUGAAACCUGCUAACAUAUUAAUAGAUAAAGACUUUCGUGGAAAGGUUGCAGAUUUUGGGCUAACUAAACUUAGGGAAGUUGGAAGCUCUUUAUCACUUCAUACUCGUCUUGUGGGAACAUUUGGAUACAUGCCUCCAGAAUAUGCACAAUAUGGAGAUGUUUCUCCAAAAGUAGAUGUAUAUGCUUUUGGAGUUGUACUUUAUGAAUUGAUUUCAGCCAAGAAUGCUGUUCUGAAGACAGGUGAAACCGUUGCUGAAUCAUCAAAGGGCCUUGUAACUUUGUUUGAGGAAGCACUUAAUAAGAGUGAUCCUUCAAAAGCCAUUCGAAAAUUGGUGGAUCCUAGGCUUGGUGAGAACUAUCCAAUUGACUCAGUUCUCAAGGUUGCGGAACUUGGGAGAGCAUGCACAAGAGAUAAUCCACUACUACGCCCUAGUAUGAGAUCUGUGGUUGUGGCUCUUAUGACACUACUCGCAUCAUCAACAUCCAUUGAGGAUUGUGAUGAUAAUGAUGAUGAUGAUGAUGAUGAUGAUGAUAAUUCCUAUGAAAAUCGAACUCUCAUAGAUCAAUUGUCAGUCAGAUGAAUCAUGAUUUGGUGUGUACAGUUAGAGUUGUAUGCGGACUCGGAGAAAACUAAGAAACCUUUUUCGUUUUUAUUUCUUAAUUAAUUAACUAUUUGCUUUAGAGUUUUGUACCUAAAUUAUAUUGCCUACUUUUGUUUACUAAUUUACGAAACAAAUACUUCGGUUGAUUAAUGCAAUAAUGCCACAUGCUUUAAAUAAAUCAUUAUUGUUAAUUUGU